GAGCUGCGCUCAGUAACUACAUCUAUCUUUGUGAAAUACCAGAAGAUGUACCGCUAGAAGACAGUGAGCCAAGACAAGUCGUGGUUAGGUUUUACGGAGAAGUCAUCAAGGCGGACACUGAGGGCGUCAUUCGGAACUCCGUCAUAUUCUCAAUACUAUCAGGACUGAAGCUUGGCCCUCAGCUUUAUGGUCUCUUUGACGGAGGGCGGAUUGAAGAAUAUCUACCAUCUAGAUGUUUAGCAAAAGACGAGAUGCGGCUUCCCUCUACACUGACAAGAGUGGCGAAGUUGUUAGGAAAAUAUCACACCCUUACAAUGCCGAUUUGCAAGCAACCGACGUGGCUAUAUGAUACUAUGGAAAAGUGGUUGCCCGUGGUACUGCAGAGGGCUGAGGCAGGCUCUGACGACACUGCCCACAACAGGUACUUGGCAGCAAUCAGAGACAUGGAUUUGAGGACGGAGUAUGAGGAAGUAAAGAAAAUAGCCAGCAGCGAACCCUCCCCGGUAGUGUUUUGCCACAAUGAUCUGAAUCGGGGCAAUAUCCUACUACUGAGUGGAGAUGACGAGAUGAAGUUUAUAGACUUUGACUACUGCAGCUAUAACCACAGAGGGUUCGAUAUAGCGACUUAUUUCAAUGAGUGGUGCAGCUACAGGGACCCGGAGGUGUUCCCGCAGUACCUGGAGGACUACCCCGCCCCGGGACAGCAGAGGGAAUUCUUCACAGAAUAUCUCAGGUCGAGCGGCGUAGAUCAAAGUAAACUAGCCCAGGAGGUGGCGUCCAUGGCGAGGGAGGUGGACUUGUGGGGUCUUAUAGCGCACUUCUUCUGGGGCCUGUGGGCCCUUAACACUGUCGGCCGGUGUACCAUAGAUUUCCCUUUUAUAGAGUUUGCCAUGUGCAGGUUACAAACUUACUUCAAAAGAAAAGAGGAACUUUUCGGUCAAGUGUGA
Molecule: messenger RNA, 947 nt
Organism: Lingula anatina
Lineage: Eukaryota; Metazoa; Brachiopoda; Lingulata; Lingulida; Lingulidae
Product: choline/ethanolamine kinase-like
Biological process (GO): CDP-choline pathway; phosphatidylethanolamine biosynthetic process
Cellular component (GO): cytoplasm
Molecular function (GO): ethanolamine kinase activity; choline kinase activity
Source: RefSeq, a predicted model, not a curated record